Molecule: messenger RNA, 561 nt
Organism: Strongylocentrotus purpuratus (purple sea urchin)
Lineage: Eukaryota; Metazoa; Echinodermata; Echinoidea; Camarodonta; Strongylocentrotidae
Product: BTB/POZ domain-containing protein KCTD6-like
Exons: 2
Coding region: 1-561 (186 amino acids)
Biological process (GO): protein homooligomerization
Source: RefSeq, a predicted model, not a curated record
AUGCUAGACAGUGAUAUCCCUUCUGGUAGAGAUGCCCAAGGAAACUACCUGAUUGACCGAGACGGCGAGAUAUUUCGCCAUGUCCUGAAUUUCAUGAGGUGUGGCGAACUUGUGCUACCACGGGGAUUUAACGAGUUCGAUUUACUGGAACGUGAAGCAGGCUUCUUUUUGCUCGAGGCGCUUAAAGAAUUGGCUUUAAGAGAAGCUGCAGGUAUGUCGGCACGUAUUGAAGUGGGGAUUGCGGUCGGUACGGGUGGCACCAGGAGCACGUAUAUGAUGACCAGAGAGGCGUUGAUGAGAGAAAAAGAAUCUUUCUUCACCGACAUGUUGGAUGGAGGGAAGCCAGUUCCAAAAGACACGCAAGGCAACUACGUCAUCAGUAGGAACAAUAGUCUCUUCCAUCAUAUUGCUGACUACCUAGUACGUGGAGGAAUCCUCAAUGACAUCACAUCGAGUGAGCUUCAGCAGCUACGAAAAGAAGCUAACUCAGUUGGAGCAAAGCGGAUAGUUCGCUAUCUGACCAAGACGAGAGCCAGCGUCGAAGUGACGAAACUGCCGUGA